Lymnaea stagnalis (great pond snail) is the source of this 8432-nucleotide messenger RNA. The record is from the annotation of a GenBank genome assembly. Lineage: Eukaryota; Metazoa; Mollusca; Gastropoda; Lymnaeidae.
CUUGUAGCCCCCAGCGGCUGCGUCAUUAACAACGGACUUCGCAUUCACUUCAGGAUUCUUAGUCUGGAUUAAACUGACUUGCCAAUGUAGGUUAUUCAAACCGAUUUGGAAGGGCUGUUUAAUUUCAUCGACCGAGUUAGCAUUUUAGUGAUAGUUUAUUAUCAAGCAAAAUUUACAUGAAGUACGAGUAGGUUUGUUUAUCACGAGUUGCGUACCAAUAUCAUAAUAAUACAAUACUAAUACAGUACAGUGAGUAGUAGACAAUCUUCUUCUCGAGUUGGUUCGUUUAGUUACACUAGUAAACAAGCAAACUUGUUCAUAUGGAGAUCAAGAUCAUGAAUUUAACACUAAAACAUUUGUAUUGUUGACUUAUAACUUAUGAUUGGAAUCGAAUUAAGAGAUAGUGUAUUGACCGUAUUUUAUUUUCUUAUUUAAAUUUGGAUUUGAUUGUGAUUGGACUAUUACUAUUACUAUUAUGUCAUGUCAUGUAUACUAUAAUAAUAAAUAACUAUGACAUGACUGACUAGGCACUAUCACUAGGUAAUGUCUAUUAAUAAAUUUAAAUUACUAUCAGUGUUAUUAGUAUUAAUAAUUUUAGAAUGAUAAUUAAUUGUAAAAAGAAGGAAAGGGGCAUUUUUUAAAGGAUAUUUUUGUAAACAAAAGCAAAAAUAUUAAUUGAAGUAACUAUUAGUGAACCAAAUCUUAUAUGUUUGUUAUGAUUUUUAUAUAUUAAAUAAUUAUAUUUAUAUUAUAAAUAUACAUUAUGAUUAUACAUAUCAGUCUGGAAAUCUUAUAAUCUUAAUUUUAAUCUGCUAAUUAAAAUAAAUAAUAGUUUUGAUAGUCACAUUCACAUAUUCAAAAAUUUAAAAUAUAUAUUUUGAUUGUGCACUGUACUUUAAGUGUGUUCAUCAUAUUGAAAUUAUAAACUAGGCCUACUAUACUGGUGUCACUGUUACUGUUACUAGUGUUACUGUUGUGUGCAGGACUGUUUAUACUGCAAAUGAUACUAAAUGUAGACCAGAGUAAUGCAACCUUUUUUGCUUUCUGCAACCUUUUUUCCAUCAUGGCACACCUAUAAAAUAUAUAGGCCCUUCCCAGAUUUUCGUGGCACACCACGAUAAAAUAUUUAAAUGUAAAAAAACUAAACUGGUUUACUUUAUUUUACAGGUACAAACCUUUUAAAUGUGUGUUUUUAUAUUUUGUUAUCGUUAUCUACGUGAAAUCUACAUGAGCAAAAAUAUCAAUAGAGCUAAAGCAAAAGGAACAUAGUUUUAAAAAACUGCCUUGUUACUUUUUUUUUUUUUAAACUCAGUUAACUGCUUGUUCCCAUAAUUUUAACUGGUAAUUUUAUAAUUAAAUUCUUAAAAACUCAAUAUGUAUACUGAUUUAACGCAAAGAAACUUUACUAUUCAAACACACAAUUAAAAUAUUCGUUUGAUACAAAUAAAAGCACCUACCUGUGACCAAUAACUUAAUUAUGACAUUUUUAUAUAAAGUUAACAUAUUUAUUUCAAUGUCAAAAACAACCAAAAAAAAACCAAAAGCAAUAUAUAUAUAUAUACAUACAAAUUAUGUCGCAUGAUAAAUGCUUGUUUCACUUUAUCAAGAAAUCAGAUGAAAGAUCUUCGGUACCUCAGUCUCGACUUGAUGGAGGCUUAGUUUGUGUUGGGUUGGUUUUCAUUUGUCGUAGAGGGAAACCAUUUUAAUCAAAACCUAGUCAAAUUAUUAUGUACAUGCAUGAGAAGUGUGACCAAAGGUCAAAGGGACAAGACAUAUUUAACUCAUCACUUCAGACACGAGAUGGUGACUUUGUCACAUGACCUGCCAAAUUAAAAAAGUAGAUGUGCUGUGCUAUUUGACUAAAAAAUUUGACAGCUUGUUACUAGCCAAUCAUUGUCCCUUUUGUUUUAACAAAUUUAUAUCAUAUUCUGUGUUUUUCAUCCCUUUGGAGGAAUCUUGCCACAUCUCGCGGCACACCAGUGUGCUGGGGCACACCCGUUGCGGAGCUCUGGUGCAGAAAAUCAUGUGUAGUCUAUAGUCAGUGUAGUGGCUACUUCUUUUCAGUUUAAUAAUAUUAGCAUUGUUGACAACACCUUAUAGGUUUUGGAAUAUAAUAAUGGCCUACCACUGAUUACCACCCUAUUUAUUUAUUUGUUCAAAGUAAGUUAGCCAUUCUCAAUCAAAAGACACUAUUACUGUGCUGUACUUUUACUCAAAGUACUGUUGAUUCAUGAAUGUUUUUCAGUAUUGCAGCUUCCCCUCAGUCAUGGCUUUUUUAAAAAGUUCAUCAGUCAUUUCCUUUUGGUCAAGGGCUUUUAAUUAUAUUUUCUAGCCUAGGACACCAAAAUUAAGUAUUAAGUAUUAUUAUUACAUUUUAAGAUCUUUAGUCCUUUUAGUUAAAUCUUAAAGGCUUCAAAGAACUAAGCACAUAAUUUAUUUAAACAUUCAACCAGGAACCUCUGAUUUACUUUUAUUUUAUGUAUAUUUUAGACCUUUAUCAACAUAUUUGUAAAUAUAUUUACAAUUUGUACACUAAAUAAUUAUAUAUUUUGGUAUAUUAUAUUGUUGCAUCAGUAGUAUAAUAGGCCCAAGAUUAUUAAUGGUGAGACUGUGAUUUAUUUGUAUGUCUGGAAAUAUGAGGCACUCAUUACGGAAAAGCUUGAGAAAAAUCCAAAACAGGACAAUGAACCUUUGGGGAUAAAAGCUUUCUUGGGUAAAUACCAUUAGUAAAAUAUUAUAGAUUGAUUGAAAAGAAAAAGAAAAUUUGCUCAUAAAAAGUUGGUGUCAAUUUCAAGAGAUAAACAGGAAGUAGGAUUGCCAACACAAUAAAUGAAAAUUUACAGACACAUGCUUAGUAUUUUAAAGCUUCAUUAUUUUUACUGACAAAUCUAUUAUUGAUGGACACAUUAUAAAAGACUUAGUAACAAUUUUUUUUUUUAAAGUAAUGGGCAAGCCAUUUUUAUGACACAUUUUUAGAGACUGUAAAUUUAAGGAUGGUUAGCAACCCUACCAGGAAAUUCAACUCAAAUAAAUGACAGUGACAGAUGAACCAAAUUAAUUCUUAUUUAUUAUUUUUCCAAUCUUAUUGAAAUUUAAUUCAUUGCCUUCAUAUAAUAUAGACUGUACAAAUAUUUUCAUGGGCAAGAAAGCAUUCCAUGGCUACGAACUAAAAGAUUAAGUUGAUUUUUUUGUGUUAACUCAACCUGCUGAACAUUUAAGCUACUUGGCUUCAGGGUUAAAUGAAUAUGUCAUAAAGUAUAUAUGCAAGAAAGCUUUGCAUUCUUGGCAUACAAAUGAAGAUAAGCCCUGGGCCAAAAGCUACUAUGGGAUUGUAUCCUGGAAAAUGCAUAUGUGCAAAUAAUCAAGAAAAGGGUUUCUGAAGAGUUGGUUAAAAAUUGAUUGAAAGAUUUUUUCCAAAUGUGAAACCCAACUAAAUUAACCUCAUGUAAAGAAAAAUAACAUAUUAUAAAUAUUUUUUUUUAACUACUCUGCAGCUUGAUAUAAGAAAAAUUUAAAUGAUUUUUAAUGCAAUUUUUACAUGAGUAUUUAUUUAAAUACAGCUUGCAUGCUCUUUAUCUUAAUAUCUUGAAUGUCUUCUAUGUAUCCUGCAUAAUCUCAACAUGGUUAUAAUAACUUCAUGUUGUCAUUUUGUUUUUAAUAAUGGCUUAUCCUAUCAUAAAUGUGUACUGUAUAUAUUGCCAUAUUAUUAGGUUUGUCUCAAUGGGUCAAGCUUGUUGAACAUAUUUCAUUUUUUCAAUUUUGAUUUAUAUUAACAGUAACAGUGACAAGAAAAACACUUUUUAGAUAUAUAUAUAUAUAUAUUUUUAAUAAUUUUUUUAUGUGAGAUGCUUAUCUACUGACUUUUUGUUGAGUCGUUACCACAACUUUUUAAAAAUUUAGUGAGAAAUCUGCACUUUUGUCUCCAAAGCCAGUGUGACUUUUAAGUGGCAUUUUGAUGCAGGUAGUACAGGCAACCCGCAUUUGUUAAUGAAUUGGAGUUUAAAAUUAUGUUUUUAUAAUUUCAUUUGUUCAUAAUUUUAGCCCUCAGUAAUGCAUAUUAGUAGGAAAACUAUCAUGUAAUUCAUUUGAAUGAUCAUGGUAAUUAUUGAGUUUUGUUUAAAGGCACAUUUUUUAAGAACUAAAAAAAUAUAAAUACAAUGGACAUCAUUUUAUUUGUUAAGCAUUUCACGUGUAAGUUUAUUUACAUAAAUGUGUGUGUUUCUGAUUUAAAUAUUGAAAUUGAAAGUUUACAUGCAUUAAAUGGUACUUAAGCAUAUUGGGUGCUCAUUGAAGCUUGGUAUUUACAACCUUGAAUGUUACUAUUAAUAGCUUGUCAAACUCUAGCAAAUCUAUAAGUGCAUGCCACACUGUGAAACUGGGCUAGUUCUGCCUUAUUGAUUUCUUUCAACUGUUUCUUUUCAGUCUUGCUCUGGAACCAGUCCACAGCACAGGCAAGAAAUUUUAAUUUUUUAGAUAGAUGGCAUAUUUUUAAAUUUCAGUUAUCUUAACGUUUAAUUGAAAAGACUAUUUUAUUCUUUUACUCAAACUGUUUGAUAAAAUUGUUAGAAAGUUUCUAUUAUGUUUUAACCAUAAAAAUUAUAAAUUCUUCUGUAUUUUUCAACAAAUAAUAACUCUUUAGAUUAUGAAUAUAUUUAGAUUUAUGAUUUGACCAUUUAAAAAUAAUAAUCUUUUCUUACGUAUCAUUGACCCAUACUUUAAAUUACAAACCAUAUCUAGCUUCAUGACUGAAACAAAUUUAUAAGUCAUAAAAUAUUUUUCAGGUGACUUAGGUCAUUCAAGUGUAAGAAACUCGAUGAAAGUCAACCACUGUGAAUUGAACUCAUGUCAACAGUUUCAAUGGUUGUGUGUCUCUUGUGGAGGGAGCAAAGAUGUCAGGGAGAGCACAGAAAGGGUCAAGUCUAUCGGCAGUGAUGAAAACGCUGUGGCAGGGUAUCCUCGGGGCAGGUUUCAUCAUGCUGCCUGUGUUCACGAAAGCUUUGUGUAUAUAUUCGGUGGGAAAGACAGAUAUUCGCCCCUUAAAGACUUCUGGAGACUUGAUAUAGGUAAUCCAUGAGAGUUGUAAAAUUAUGAUUCAUAAAUUCAUGAUAAAUUAUGAAGUGUGAAUAAAAAUUAAUUUGAUAAUGUUGUCACAACAGUGCAAAAUACAUGAGUGGGAAAUUGCUUUGGGUAGGGACUUGGAGACACUAGGAUGUAUUUAAUCAAUAUCUAAUAACAGAUAAAUCUUUUUAAUUCAUUUUUGCGUCUUUGCUGAUUUUCAAAAUAUGCAAUAAUUUGUGUACUAUAACAGAAGUCCACAUUGGGGAUGAUUAUGUCUAUGAUUUUUUAUGGGUCAAUAGUUCUCUUUUUUUUGUCUACAAUUUAAAAAAAGAUUAAACAAUAAUAACUUCAUUACUGAUAUAUACUUAUAAUUAAUAACUGAUGAUUUCUUUAAUUUGUUUAUUCUGAUUUUAAAAAAAAAAAAAAAUUAUGUGUGUCUUAAAAUAGCUACUCAAAAAUGGGAACAGAUUGAAUUUAAAGAAUCAAAGCUUCCUCAUCUCCAAGGUCAUACAAUGUUGUCCUAUAAGGUAUUUAUUUAUAAUAGUUGCAGUAGGAUAUGUUUGCUUAAUUCUUUAAUGUUUUUCACAUUCCUUCUAAAUACCAUUAAAAAUCUAAAUAUGCUUUCUAAAAAUCUAUUUAAAUCAGAGGGAUCACAAUUAUUUUGAAAAGGAAUUCUUGCUGUUACUUUAAAAGGUGCAGAAAUGUGUCUCAUUAUAUCAUUAUAUAAUACUGUGAUGUCAUUUACAUUAUUUCAGUCUGAGCUUUUGAUAUUUGGGGGGACUUUUUGUGACACGAACGAGGAAGCACCGCUUUGGAUAUUUAAUACAGGUAAUUUUCAUUAGACAUUUAAAAAGUAUCUGGUUAACAAAAUAUUAAUUUUUGUUUUAUGUCUUUUCAAAGCAUAUCACAGUUAAACCCAUAAGUAAUUGAGAUUUUUUUUUUUUAAAGAUAUCAACUUUGUUCGUAAGUGGUUUGAAUCUGGUGUAGUUCAACCUUGUGGCAGACGAGAGCAUUCAGCUGUGAUUUACAAGAAUUCCAUGUACAUAUAUGGGGGAUUUUUUGAUAAUUCUGGCUCUACAGAUGAAUUUUGGGUAUUUAAUAUUGGUGAGUUUCAUUUUUUUAAUAUUAUAAAUUAUUGUUUUCUUUAUUCAUUGCUAAAACCAGCUGUAUUGAUAUUAAACCUGAGAAUCUGUUGGUAUGUGUUGAUAUAACUUGUGUACUCUAAAUCAGCGUUCCCCAAAUGUUGGUCUGCGGACUGGAACCGAACCGGAUGGUGAGCCUUACACUGCCAGUCCGCACAACAUGAAUAUUUAUGGUCUAAUAAAAAUAAAAUAUAAGAUAAUAAAUCUGCUACUGGUCAAUGAUGCAAUUUUGAUACUUGUCCACCGGUCCACCAAACUUUAAAGUUUCUCAGCCACUGCUGUAAACCACAUGAAAAAUAAUUUUCUGUUUAAUAUGCUAAUGGAAUAAAAUGAUUUUUUAUGAGUACUAUUCACUUUUUGUACAGUUAUGUCUGUGAUUCAGAUUGCACAUAUUACUGUUAUUAAAUGUCAUUUUAAACAGUGCUAUUUAAAUUUGAACAGAGGAAGAACUGUGGCAGUUGAUCCCACGACAUAAACCUGGCAAGAGGCAUGGACAUGUGGCUGUGGUUGUUUCUAACAACAUGUGGCUGCAUGGGGGAAUGAAAGAGCUCACUGCUUUAGCAGACUUUUGGGCUUUUAAUUUCUGUAAGUGCUAUAAUGGAUUUUUUUCUAAACCCUUUGCUUCAUCAGUCUGUUUGUUCCAAACAAAAAACUUAAUUUCCAUAACAAUCAGGACUGUCUCAUAUAGCUUACUAUAUUUAGCAAGGACCUCAAUAUCAUAGUGACCUUACAAUUUUCUUCAAUUGUACCACUACCAAAAUAUAUACCUAAAGGCUUCCACCACCCCGAGGCCAAAAAACAACCUGCUUAUACCCAACUCACAAGGCUAAGCAAAUAAAGAUUGUGAACUUUUAAGCUUUUUAUGUCGUCUUAUGCUGUUUCUGAGGGGGGUUACAAAAAAUACUUAAUCAAUCUUUUUUAUCAUCUAUUUACAAAAUUUCACCAACAAAAUUUUAAUUACUGUGUUAUUCUGUGUAUUCAAAGGUAGCCUUUAAAUUUCAUAAGCUUUUUUUUUUUAAAGACAUUCCCUUUUGCUUAUAUAUUCUGUCCAGCUUGUGAAAGGAUUUAUUUCUACCUGUAGCCAAGUAUUCAAACUCUCUUUUUUUAAAAGGUCCAUGUGCACAGUGACUUGCAAAAAAAUAUAUAUUGAAAAACUAUUUGAAAUUUAUAUUAACCAAGCUUAUUAGUUUUUAAAUAUCUUUCCCUCUUAUUUUAGCCAUGUGUACCUGGACUAAGAUCAAAGGUGUGGGGAUGUGUCCAACAUUAUCAAAUCACACAGCUCAUGUGGUGAGAGUUCCUUUGAUGGAAAUUUUUCUGCUGUAAUUACGGGAUUGUGGGAUAUAUUUUUGUUUGAAUGGGAAAUGAUGAUUUUUUUUUUUCAUUUUAAUUACUUCACAUGUCUACAACAGACGUUUCCUUUAUGUUUUUUAGAUUUAACUUUUUUAAUUUAGAUUUUUAACUUAAGCUUAGUAACAGUUUUACUUUUAAUUCCUUUUCAUUUUAAAAGUCUUAUACAAAAAAUAAUUAAAUUUUCAGUUGGACAAUUCACUUGUAUUGCUUGGUGGCACAAGAGCUGGUCAACUCAUGCAUGAUAUCUGGAUAUUUAGAUUUGGUGAGAUAAAUUUUCAGUAAUUUGUACAAGUUUUUAGGGCAUUAAUCAUUGUAACAUUUUAUGCUAUAUUCAUUAGAAGUAUAGUGAAAUAGAUUUUUAACAUAUGUUAUAAAUUUUAUCAAAGCAUAUCACACUAUAUUUUUUUCUAACUUUAAUUUAUUUCUUUGUAAGCUCAUCAUACCACUAUGUAUUUGUAAUUAUUUACUAAAUUUUAUUUUAUUACAAUAUUAUGUAUAUAUUUAUUACUUAUUUACAGCACAGUUCUUUAAUUUUUUUAAACAAAGACUUCAUGCUUGAUUAACUUCCACAGACACUGAGACCUGGAAACAAGUGACCACACAAUAUGGGGACGUUUACCCUCCAUUAUCACUCCACACUUCAGUCCUGCUACAAGCAUCGAAGAUGCUAGCCAUAAACGCAGACCAUACACGUUCUGUCCCGCUGUUGGGGACAAAAACAGCCCUGUCCAUGCUGGAAACGGUCAGACCUCAAACAAGCCCAGCAAUGGAUGCUACUGAUGUCAGCUCUCCAAGCACUAGACAAGCCAAAACAACUAAAGUGGAUAUUCUUCAAAUGGAUACCAUAGAAGCAGGGAGCAUGAAUGAAAAGGGAAGAGGUGA